GGAAGAGGAGUAGAAGCAGGAGAGGAGAGGGACGAAGGAGAGGGCUUGAAGGUCGGUAUAUAAGGAGAGAACAGCUCCGGGCCGCCUCACUUCACACAGGACGUUCUUCGCAGCAGGCAUGAGGCUCCCGCUGUUAUUGUUAGUGGCCUUGAGCUGGAGUGCGCUGGUGGGUGCACAAGACGCUGGGCCUGAUUAUGACUAUUAUGAGUAUGGUGUGGAGGAAGCUGGCCCAGUGGGUGAUGAAGCAGUCCCUGCUGAUUUGGAGGCUGCCCCUCUGAGUGAGGAUGAGCCAGUUGAAGCUGCUCCAGUGACAGAAGCAACAACAGAGAAAACCACAACCACUGAGGCUGCCCCAAAGGGACGGCGAAGACUAGUCGCCAUCAAGAGUCCCGGAGACCGCAGGCGUCGCCUAGAUCUUACUAAACAAAGAGCUGCAGCUGCUGCUGCUGCUGCUGCAACUUCUUCUACACCCCCUAAGACUCCCAGUGAAGGUGCCCAGACAUCUGCCCAAGGAACUGGCCGUCGUGGCCGCCGCCCAUCCAGGCGUGGACAAGACCAAGAUCAAACUGAGGCCACUACAGAGGCAGCUCCUGUCCGCGGCCGAGGACGUGGCUCAUCGCGGUCUCGUUUGGGGAGUUCGGCAGCCACUGCCCCGUCAUCACCACAAAGUUCAUCUGGCCGCUUUAGUAGCCGCCGCAACAGUGGCCGUGCUACAACAGAGGCACCAGCUUCUACAACUGCCUCACACAGAUUCAGCCCAAGACGUCGCAGGCCCCAACCUACCCCACAAGAGGAGGAGACUUCAUCACCACCCAAUUCCUCAAGGCCAAGAAAUCAGAGGCCCGAUCGAAGAAAGUUAAGAGGGAGGCCACUGAGAGGCUUUAAGUUUGGAUCUAGAAGGACCUCAACUACCCGUGCUCCUGCAAAGACUAGUUCUACUACCACUACUACUACCACUACCACCACCACUACUACCCCUACUACAACUAUGACUCCUCCCCCUACCACUACUACUAGUACAACCACUGCAACCCCUGCUCCUCCUUCACCUCUUUCUACAUCAACUACGUCUACUACUACCACAACUACUCCUCCUCCUCCACCUCCUACUACAUCAACUACAUCUACUACUACCACAACUACUACUCCUCCUCCUCCACCUCCUACUACAUCAACUACAUCUACUACUACCACAACUACUACUCCUCCUCCUCCACCUCCUUCUACCACCACCACCACUACAACUACUACUACCCCUCAUACGACAACAACUCCCACUACCACUUCUACUGUUCCUACCACUACAUCUCGUCCUCCAAGAACUACUCCAGCACCAGCAGAGACAACUCCAACAACCCCCACAACCACUGAGGCACCCAGGACGACACCAGAACCCAUAGGUGAGGAAGAAACUGAACCUACAACUCCUGAAUUCAUUGAUGACGAAUUAGCCUCUCAAAGAACAGAAACCACAGACCCAAAAUUCAGUUAUGACAUAUUUACCUCUCAGUCAGGCAGAGCAAUCCCAGUCCCAGAGUUAAUUGAUGACAUAUUCACCACUCAAAGGACUCAAAUCCCAACCCCAGACUUUCAUGGUGAUGCAUUAAAACCAGAAAUACAAACUCCAGAAUUUGUUGACACUGACAUAAGAACAGAAAUCCCAACCCCACAAAUUGUUGAUACUGGAAUCCCAACUCCAGAAAUCAUAGAUACUGAAAUGAGAACUAAAAUUCAAACCCCAGAAUCAAAAGAUGCUAAAGUAAGAAUUCAAUUCCCACCCCAAGAAUUUCCUGGCACUGAAAUAACUGAACCUCCAACCCCAGAAUUAAAAAACACUAAAGUAAGGAUUGAACUCCCAACACCAGAAUUCACUGAUAUCAAAACAAGAACUGAAAUUCCAAUCGCAGAAAUCAUUGAUACGGAAAUUCCAACCCCAAAAUUCACUGACAGCAAAGUAAGAAUUCAACUUCCAAUGCCACAAUUCACUGAAACAAAAACUGAAAUCCCAACCCCAGAAUUCAUUGAUACCAAAGUGAGAAUUGAAAUCCCAACCCGUGAAAUCAAAUACACUGAAAUACGAACCACUGACGCCAAAAUAAGAACUGAAAUCCCAACCACAGAAUUCACUGACAAUGAAAUAAUAACUGAAGUCCCAGAAAUGAAUGAGACUGACGUAACUGAUCCCCCAACCCUUGAAAUAACUGAAACUGAUACAAUCCCAUCUGAAUUAAUUGACUCCCAGAUGACCAAACUCCCAGCCACAGAAUUCACUGAUAUCAAAGAAAGGACUGAAUUCCCAACCCUAGAAUUCAAGGACGAAGUAUUCACAACUGAUGUCCCAUCCUCUAAUUUUGAUGAUGCCUCUGUAACAGCUGCAAUACCAAUCCCAGAAUUCAUUGAGACUGAAAUGAAGACCAAAAAACCAUCCCAUGAAUUCACUGAUGCCCAUGAAAUACCACCUAUGGAAUUCACUGAAGACGCAUUAACAACUGAAAUCCCAACUUCAGAGUUUACUGAUGACAUAUUCACCACCCAACUAACUCACUCAAAACCACAAGUGCCCAACGUCCCAACCACCACAGAACAAACCCCAGCGAGCACAACAGCCACGCCUCCCCGGCCCUCCCCAGUGCCCAGAAUUGUUGAGACAAGAACCAAACCAUCGCGGUCACAGCAACGCAGAACCACCACGCCCUUCCCCCGCAUCUUCAGACCACUAGUAGUGAGGCCUACCACAACCACUACCCCCGAGCCAACAACCACUACGCCCACCACGACCACCAAAUCAUCCAGAAGAGGCUCCUCCAGAUACAACCCACCACCAGAGCCAUCUCAUCCCAAUAUAGAAAAAGAUGUAGCCUUGCAAUUCAAAUUCACUGCACCACUCUCAGACUCAGUCAAGUCUGGUUCCAGGAGCUCUUCUCUGCCAGAAACUGACAAUGAGGUGAAUGGAAGAUUUGUGUCUGAUACUCCUCGCAUGAAGCCAACUAGAAGACCAGCCACUGAGGCUCCAGUCCUCACCACCACCCAAAGCAGCAAGUUUCCCCACCCUAACUAUGGCAAGUCUGACAUUACCUAUGUUGGGGGUGAAGUGGUCAUCACUGAGGUAGGAACUAUGGAGGACACUCCACAAUAUGAAAUUCAGCGCAUCCUGGGAGGCCUUGGCAGCCGCAGAAGAGGUCUAGCAAGACCUCAAAAGUCACCAAAAAAACAAACAACCACCAAAAGCCCUCCAGUAGUAAAGGCUAAACCUGAGGAACCCAUAAAUGAUGAAUAUUAUGAUGACUACUAUUAUGACUACUAACAAUGGUUGUCUAAACAACAGUGUAUAGUAUCAAUGGAUAUUCCAAUCAUGUACCUCAAAGAUACUUUCAUUUGUACUGGAACACUGGUAAGUUGUGGUUAAAAUUUGAAGUUAAUUUUUGCUAUCUGUGACAUUUGAUUUUAAAUUAUUGUCAUUUGCGAGUCUUGGAAUCUAUUUCACUUAGUGAAAAAUCAACAUUCAUUGAAGUCUUACUCAACAGGCAUAUGAAAGCAUACAUUACUGUAACACAACUUAAGAGUAUAAAUUGUAAUUUUACAUUAUUCCAUUUCAAGAAAUGAGAAGUUCUAACCAUGUCUUUCUUUUGUUCUGGUAUAAUUCUUAGUGUUAUUUAUAGUAACAGAAAUGUUGUGGAAAUCCUUGCCAAAAGCUGGGCAUUUAAUUUGAAGUCCACUGUUUUAUGUGGUCUGUGCUCAAUUAUGGCAAUGCAGAGUUCAUAUUUCUGUGUGUGAUCCUGACAACUCCUGGUGCAGCACCACUCAGGUGUGGGACUCACAUCAUGCUACAGAUAACUACAAAUUUGUAAGUUAUUCCAUUGCCUUCAAAGACUGGGGCAUCAGGGUUUGUCAAGGUGAAGUCUAGGAUGCAGCAGCAUGGAGGCAUAUGUAUAUUCAUAAAACAAUCCUGUGGUGUAAUAAUGAAACUAUUUGGCUGCUGGUAAAAAUGAAACCAUCAUGUAUUUCAGUAUGAUGCUUCCCUUCACUGGAUAGCCACAAAGGAUUUCCAGUGAAGGCUUUUUUAAGAGAUGUGCUCCUUGCUUAUACAACCUAACUUUAACUAUGUUCCUUUCAGGAUAAUUUAUGUAUGUAUAUAGAUUAAUGUUAUUUAAAUAUUAACUAUCUGUCAAGUGUUAUAUAAGACUAGCUCUUUUACAUAAACUGUCCUGUCUGUAAUAAUGUGUGAUACUCAAUGGCAUUGUCCUAAUUAAAGCUAUAACGCUA
Messenger RNA from Portunus trituberculatus (swimming crab), 4263 nucleotides. Its product is annotated as mucin-2-like. NCBI's taxonomy places the organism in Eukaryota, Metazoa, Arthropoda, Malacostraca, Decapoda, Portunidae. The transcript has 4 exons. Gene Ontology annotation, molecular function: protein binding. The record is from RefSeq and is a predicted model, not a curated record. Bases 119 to 3304 code for a protein of 1061 amino acids.